AUGCCCCGUUCCGCCCCCUGGGCACGGGGUCCCGCCUGGGCGGGGCGGAAUGAGCGCCACGGGCCCGCCGGGAGCGCCUGCAGACGUCGCUGGCCUGCGGGGGCCGCUGCUUCUCCUCUUCCCGCCGACGGUCGUCGAGUGAGCGCACGACGCAGCUUCCCGCGUGGGCAGCGCCGACGGCAGGGCGGCCGCCCGGGUUACCUGGCCCACAGCCACCUUUGGUCAUACUCUAAUGUCAACCUUUACGUGAUGGCAGAACCACUUAAUCUUCAACAUAAGGAAGUUGCAGAUGCAGAUUUAAGCAACAGGGUCCCAGGAAGUUCUAUGGAAGACAAAACUGGUAGAGAGAACUGCAUAGCUGCAGCUGAUAAAGAAAAUACUGUGUCACAUUCUAAUUGGAUUAAUGGGAAGCCAAAGAAAUUGCAGUGUUCCUCUAAGAGUGCUUUUUCUAUUUGCUAUGAUAAGAGUUUCUUGAGUUUAUUAGUACCACCCCCUAAAGGGGGCACUUGCCAUCGUUGUGGUCUGUUUGGAAAGCUCAGAUGCUCACAGUGUCUGCAAACUUACUAUUGCUCUGCAGAUUGUCAGAAAAAAGACUGGCCAGCACAUAGAGUAGUUUGUGAUCCCCUUAAACAGAAUUUAAGUCAUAGCAAAACCAAGACAGGAGUUUAUGUUAAGGAGGAAGUGAGGUUGAGUUUUGCUGUAGAUGUUGUACUUCCAGAUUCUGACUGCCUAAAUAAAGUUCCCUUAGAAAUGAAGUCUCAUUUAGCUUCAGGAGGUGAUGCCAAAGUAGACUCUCCAAGAGUAUCAGAAAACCAUUCAAAGGGAGGUGAAAAAAAUAUACCUGAGGAUGAAGACUCUUCUCACUGUGUUAAUUCAAUUACCAAGUUUGUCUCUUUAAGUAUUGGAGAUGAAUUUUUUGGUGUGGUUUCUCACAUUCAAAGUCCAGACACCUUUUUUUGUCAGCGGAUGCAAAGUGCCCGUCAACUUGCUGAGCUUGAAGCAUCCCUUAAUGAAUACUGUGGCAAAAUUCCCAGUAGUCCAUCUUUCCGUCCUGCUGCUGGCAAUGUGUGCUGUGCCCAGUUCACAGAGGACAACCUUUGGUAUCGUGCUGCUGUUACUGCUUAUGCUUCUGAAGACACUGUUUUGGUGGACUAUGUGGAUUAUGGUAAUUCUGACUCUCUUCCACUGGCCAGACUUCGUCCUAUAAUUCCAAGCUUAAUGGACUUGCCAGCUCAAGCCAUAAGAUGUAGCCUGGCAGGUGUAAAGGCACCAUUAGCACGGACCUCAGAAUGUAUUUCCUACUUGAGAAAACUGGUGAAAGACAAAGUGUUGACAGUAAAAGUAGUGGAUAAAGACGGUUCUAAAUCUGUGGUGGAGCUUACAGAUGCCUCAAGCACUCCAGUAAUAAAUGUAUCAAGCCUUCUCCUUGAGGAAGGCUUUGCAGCUGAGGAGCUGAGCUUGGCCUCACCAGCAGCCAGAGGGAGUGAUGUGGAGCCAGCCAAGGAGGACACAACGAACAAAAGAAUGUGCAAGUGGAUUAAAUUAACUCUUAACCAAACACUCAGUGUCAUAGUGUGUACAGUGUACAAUCCUGGAGAAUUCUACUGUCAGAUUUCAAACAGCCAUGAGUUACUUGCUCUAAACUCGCUUAACAAAACAUUGUCUGAAUACUGUCAGAAUACACCACCAGAUGUUUUGGAGCCUGAGAAUGGAGACCCUUGCUGUGCUUUCUACUCUGAAGAUGGUAACUGGUACCGUGCUGUGGUGCAAAAAGUCACUUCAGGUGGAAGAGUUCGAGUGAGCUUUGUGGACUAUGGGAACACUGAGGAUGUCCCACGGGAUAACAUCCGCCAGAUCUCACCCUCCUUCCUGAAACUUCCAUUUCAGGCAAUUAAAUGCUGGCUCUCAGGUAUAAAGCCUGGAAACAGCAAGUGGAAUCCAGAAGCUACAAGAAGAUUUCAUAUGUACACUUCAGGCUUAGAGCUUCAAGCCACAGUAACUUCCCUUUCUGAAGAUGGGGCAGGUGUAGUGCUUACUGAUAAUUCUGCAGAUUGUCCAACAAUUAUCAAUGAGAUACUAACUUCAGAAAAACUGGUUGUAAAGGAACUUCUACAAGAUGAAAAUGACUUUCCAAACACAUCUGUGGACCAGAAAGCAACUUCACUUGGGCACUGGAAGUCAAUUGAGUUGGCUGUAGAUGAAACCAUGUCUGUCUGUGUAACUGAAGUUGUAAGCCCAGACUUGUUCUAUGCUGUACCAUUUCCAAAAAAAGGUCAAAACAAGCUCUUUAAGGAGCUGAUUUCACUGGAAGACUAUUGCAGAUCUUGCAACAAGCAGCCCUUCCAACCAAAACUGGGUGAAGCCUGUUGUGCUCAGUUUUCAGGUAAUGGCAAUUGGUACAGAGCUGUUGUUCUGGAAGCUUCCCAGUCUGCAGUGAAAGUUCUGUAUGGAGACUAUGGCAACACAGAAACUUUACCCCUUUCAAAGGUGCUGCCAAUCACUGAUUCCUAUUUAAAGCUGCCUUUUCAGACUAUUACAUGUUCACUUGCAGGAAUAGAGAAAGCUGAGUGGUCUCCAUUAGUGCUUGACACGUUGAAAAAACUGUUAUUGAAGCAACAUGUCACAAUUACAGUGAAAGGGAUUAAUGGAAAUGUUAAUAUUGUAACAGUGGAGAAGCAUUUGGACAAUGGUUAUGUGAAUGUAGCUGACAAACUGCUAAAGGAGGGUUUGGUGACAUCCUGCAGUGCUGACAACUCACACAGUGAACAUCAAGGUAAUGAAGGUGAGACCAGCUGCUGCUGCAAGGAAUUAAAAGUGCAAGUAAGAUUUACUCCAAGCAAUACUUCCUUUUUUAUGUUUCCAGAAUUCAAAAGAAACCCUGUGUAG
Melozone crissalis (California towhee) is the source of this 2886-nucleotide messenger RNA. It is a transcript of the gene TDRD1, whose product is annotated as tudor domain containing 1. Gene Ontology annotation, biological process: spermatogenesis. The record is from RefSeq and is a predicted model, not a curated record. NCBI's taxonomy places the organism in Eukaryota, Metazoa, Chordata, Aves, Passeriformes, Passerellidae.